AUGGCUCAAUGCCAAGAAAUUGUGGACAAGUCGAAGCCCAGUGCGAAGGGUCACUGUACUGGGAGUGCUCAAGACUUCGCCAAUGAACACAUCACCGGAGGUUGGAGACCCGGCAUGGACCCGAAGGUCGACUAUUCGGGCCAUUUCGAGUUCGGCGGUUCCUUGGGGAACCUUGCUGCGAUGAUUGGAUUCCCUCUAUUAAUGUAUUACAUGUGGAUUGGGGCUACCUUCUAUGAUGGACAACUACCGCUCCCGGAAAAGGGCCAGUCUUGGGCUAAUUUCGCAGGGCAUCUAUUCGAUCUCGCGUACGACUAUGCGUUCCCAAGUCUUAGGGCAUGGAAGAUCUACUGGGUCUACUAUAUCUUCGAGGCGGCAUGUUACAUUUUCAUGCCCGGCUUCACCUGUUACGGAAAGCCCUUACUACACGAAGGUGGAAAACAGCUGAAAUACCACUGCUCGGCCUAUACCAGUUUCUACCUCACCAUUGUGGUCAUGGGCGUGCUGCACGCCACCAACCUCUUCCCGAUCUAUACCUUUCUCGACCUGUUCGGCCCCAUCAUGUCCGUCGCAAUCAUCUCUGGCUUCCUUGUCAGUUUUGUCGCGUACUUUUCCGCCUUCGCGCGGGGUGCCCAGCAUCGCAUAACCGGCUACCCGAUCUACGACUUCUUCAUGGGCGCGGAGCUGAAUCCCCGACUAUUCGGCAUCCUCGAUUUCAAGAUGUUCUAUGAGGUGCGCAUCCCAUGGUUCAUCAUGUUCGGACUCAGUAGCGCCGCCGCAGCCCGCCAAUACGAACAAUAUAGCUACGUCUCCGGCGAAGUCCUCUUCCUGGUCAUGGCAUAUUUCCUAUAUGCCAACGCCUGCGCCAAGGCUGAGCACCUCAUCACUACUACGUGGGACAUGUAUCAAGAGAAACUCGGCUUUAUGCUCAUUUUCUGGAACAUGGCUGGUGUACCUAUGUCUUACUGCCACUGCGUCUUGUACCUCGCGAACCGUGACCCCGCCACCUAUGCGUGGAACAAAUACGCCCUGACGGCUCUCUUCAUUUCAUAUCUCUUUGUCUACUAUGUUUGGGACACAGCGAAUAGCCAAAAGAACUCCUUCAGAAUGAUGGAGCGCGGCACAUUCGUGAAACGCAAAACGUUCCCGCAACUUCCUUGGCAGGAGGUCAAGAACCCCAGGACCAUCCCUACCAAGACGGGUGACAAGAUCCUGGCGGAUGGAUGGUAUGGCCUGGCGCGCAAGGUGCAUUAUAGCUGUGACAUGUUCUUCGCGUUGUCGUGGGGCCUUAUUACGGGGUUCGAGAGCCCGUUUCCUUGGUUUUAUCCGGUGUUCUUUAGUGUGAUGAUUGCCCACCGGGCGAGGAGAGAUAUUAAUAAAUGCCGGAGAAAGUAUGGUGACGCAUGGAGGGAGUACGAAAAGCAGGUGCCAUAUCUCUUUAUACCGUACGUUAUUUGA
Aspergillus melleus is the source of this 1455-nucleotide messenger RNA. Its product is annotated as C-24(28) sterol reductase. Gene Ontology annotation, molecular function: Delta24(24-1) sterol reductase activity. Bases 1 to 1455 code for a protein of 484 amino acids. The transcript has 2 exons. Gene Ontology annotation, cellular component: endoplasmic reticulum membrane. Gene Ontology annotation, biological process: ergosterol biosynthetic process. NCBI's taxonomy places the organism in Eukaryota, Fungi, Ascomycota, Eurotiomycetes, Eurotiales, Aspergillaceae. The record is from RefSeq and is a predicted model, not a curated record.